GCCAAGGGUCGGAAGCCGAGCAUCGUCCCCGCGCCCGGGUUCCCCGAGCUCGUCUCACCGCAGGCAGCGCCGGAGCUGCUGUGGCCACAGAACUGUUUAAAUCAUGGACAAACAAAAUGUGCAAACGAAUGAUCCUCACCCAGGAACACAGUUGCCAGGUGGGUAUCCCCCUGAAUAUCCUCCGGCAGCUUUCCCAGGACCUCCAGGAUAUACUGGCUAUCCUGGCACCCAGGCUGGCUAUCCAGUCCCGCCAGCUGGCUAUUCAGGUGCUGGCCCAGUCGGCUUUCCUGUCCCAUACCAACCAGUGACUAGUCAGCCAGGCGUGCCUGCAGGGGUACCAUGGAUGCCAGCACCACCACCUCCAUUAAACUGUCCACCCGGAUUGGAAUAUUUGACUCAGAUAGAUCAACUAUUGAUUCAUCAGCAAAUUGAACUUCUGGAAGUCUUAACAGGUUUUGAAACUUGUAACAAAUAUGAAAUUAAGAACAGCCUUGGACAGAGGAUUUACUUUGCAGCAGAGGAUACUGAUUGCUGUACCCGAAAUUGCUGUGGGCCUUCUAGGCCUUUUACAAUGCGGAUUCUUGAUAAUAUGGGCCGAGAAGUCAUAACUCUGGAGAGACCACUAAGGUGUACCAGCUGUUGUUUUCCCUGCUGCCUGCAGGAGAUAGAAAUCCAAGCUCCUCCUGGUGUACCAGUAGGUUAUGUUACUCAGACCUGGGACCCAUGCCUGCCAAAGUUUACACUUCAAAAUGAGAAGAGAGAGGAUGUACUAAGAAUUACUGGUCCAUGUAUUGUCUGCAGCUGUUGUGCAGAUGUUGAUUUUGAGAUUAAAUCUCUUGAUGAUAAAUAUAUGGUUGGCAAGAUUUCCAAGCAGUGGACUGGCCUUGUGAGAGAGUUAUUUACAGAUGUCGAUAACUUUGGCAUCCAGUUCCCUUUAGACCUUGAUGUGAAAAUGAAAGCUGUGAUGCUCGGCGCAUGUUUCCUCAUUGACUUCAUGUUUUUUGAAAUGACUAGAAAUGAACAGAGAGCAGGAAUGUGGUAAUGCAUUCGUUGACAUCUCCUCAGAAAAUCUGAAGUCCCUAUAUUGAUUGGGACUAUGUAAAAGAAAACUGGGUGGAUUUUUCUCUUUAUGUAAAUGACUUAUUAUAGCAUAUGUGAAUUACACUGUGAUGCCUGAAGCUCCAGAUAUAUGAUUUUACUUUUCAAAUUAAAGAGUUUAUUUUUAAUAGCACUUACUUAUAAAUGUUUUUAUACAUUUUCUUUUAUACAUUUUCGUUUUCAUUGUGUAUUUUGGAGAAAGGAUAUAGAAAUUUUUACAUUUAAACAUAACUUCCUAUGAUGAAUUACUUUGAACUACAGUCUCUGCUUUAUUUUCAAU
Messenger RNA from Eubalaena glacialis (North Atlantic right whale), 1378 nucleotides. RefSeq names its product phospholipid scramblase 2. Gene Ontology annotation, cellular component: plasma membrane. Bases 104 to 1042 code for a protein of 312 amino acids. Gene Ontology annotation, biological process: plasma membrane phospholipid scrambling. The transcript is spliced from 9 exons. The record is from RefSeq and is a predicted model, not a curated record. Lineage: Eukaryota; Metazoa; Chordata; Mammalia; Artiodactyla; Balaenidae. Gene Ontology annotation, molecular function: phospholipid scramblase activity.